Messenger RNA from Musa acuminata AAA Group (dessert banana), 1316 nucleotides. RefSeq lists its product as uncharacterized. The record is from RefSeq and is a predicted model, not a curated record. The transcript has a single exon. NCBI's taxonomy places the organism in Eukaryota, Viridiplantae, Streptophyta, Magnoliopsida, Zingiberales, Musaceae. The coding region runs from base 455 to 1138 and encodes 227 amino acids.
CAACGGUAUCGUCACCAUUUCUUGCGGACCAUCGAAAGGCAUCGGUCAGUUAACGCACCGAGUUACAGAGUCGGUAUUAUCACCGAGCAGUUGUAACAGUUAACGCACCAUUCCCGUUGCAAUGGGUCUUUUCAAAAUCUCCCGCUUUCCUGGGUACGGGAGUCCAGACCACCAUACUGUGUACGAACAGGGUUCUGGUUGUGUACCGUCCAUCAUACGACACGUCACACAUCUUAAGGUGGGUACUCAUCCGCAUAGAUGCGGAAGCAGAUAUUAGAGACACAGUGAGACCGGCUAUCGGCGGUCGACAGUCCGAGCUCUCCUAUAAAAGAACGACCCUUCCCACUCUCCAUCUCCGCUUCCGUUCUUGCGAAACCUGCAGGGCCUUUUUUCCGAUAUAUUUCCCAAUAAAUUAGCUUUUUUUGGGAUAAAGGAGAGCGAAGGCUGAAAGGAGAUGAAGCUGAAGGGAAAGAUACAUCCGUCGCCGGCGGCGCAGCUUCCCGCCGCUGGCUCGCCCCAGCAGCAUCAGAGCCACGACGCCCUGGCGGUGCCCAGCCUCCUCCCGGCGGUGAUCCUCGCGCUGACGGCGGCGAUGGGGAAAGAGGACAGGGAGGUGCUCGCUUACCUCCUCACACGAUCGAUCGAGGGCUGGGCGGAGGACCGGCGCCAUUGCCAGAGGCCGGGCCGAACCCAGCACCGUCCGGUCUUCGGCUGCGGGUGCUUCGACUGCUACACCGGCUUCUGGUCGCGGUGGGAUUGCUCCCCCGACCGCGAGCUCAUCCACCAGGCCGUCGAGGCGUUCGAGGAGCACCUGGCGAGCUCGGAGAGCAAGGGCGGGGCCAGCGCGAGGGUGCGGCGGAAGGAGCGCAAGGCGGCGCAGCGGGCGGAUAAGGGCAAGAAGAUUAAGGAGAAAGAGACGGACAUGGCUCGGAGAAAGCCGGAGGAGGUGGAGAAGGAUGCCGCGCUAACGAUGGUGGGAGAAGCGGAGAGCGUCUCCGACGAGGAGGCGCCGGUGUCGGAGACGGCGGAGGAGGUUGAGGGGGCCGAGACCGGGAGCGGCGAGCGGCGGAGGGGGUGGGCGGACGUGAUUGGGGUAUUUAAUUCGCGCUUGUGGAGCCUCUGGAGUCCGGGCGCGUGACGUGUCGCCUGUGACGGGGAAAAAAAUAGAGGAAAAAAUUAGAAGAAAUAUAUUAAAUACUUUUUAAUCCGCUCUGUGAAAAUUAUGUUUUCUGUUUGUUUUGUUAGUUUCUAAUUUCCCUGUAAAUUCCGUAAAUUUUUCUCACUAUUUCCGAUAGCAUCGUUAUAUAUUAUGGAAA